CACAAGAAACAGAGGAUACAUAUUACCUUUUCAAAAGCUACAGAAAACAUGGACGCACGAGCUAUGUCCUUCUCCGUUCUCGUCAUCCUCAUUGCAGCGGUGACUUUGGCCAACGGUUACUCUCCUCCUCCUCCUCCAACCACCGUAUAUCCCGCCGUGAAAACCGUGGAAGCGGCGGUGGAAGGAAUGGUGUACUGUCAAUCGUGCGACAAAUACGGAUCAUGGUCGUUGGGCGGAGCAGAACCCAUAGCCGGAGCUAAAAUCAGCAUCAUCUGCAAGAACCACAGGGAACAAGUGAGCUUCUACAAAGUCUUUCAAACUGAUUCGUACGGCCAUUUCUACGGUGAGCUCAAAGGUUUUAAAAUGACUCCACAUUUCUUGGACCAUCCUCUUCACGCUUGCCGUGCCAAGCUCGUCUCUUCUCCUCGUGAGGACUGCAAUCUCUUCUCCAACAUUAACAAUGCUCUCGAUGGUGCUUCCCUCCGGUAUGAAGAGAAGAGGCUCAAGUGGACCAACUACGAGGCUGUGAUUUACGCCGCUGGUCCAUUGGCUUUCCGUCCUGACCAUUGUCCCGCUACUUCACCACCCACUUACUGAUUCGAGUUUGUGUUUUUUGAAGAUCAUCCUAUACUAAUUAUAUGAGAAAAAAUGUUUCCCUUUUUUUUAAUGGUUUGCCAAUUGUUUGUUUGUAAGAUGAGUUAUGUGCUUGGUAUCGUUUGUGACUCCUUUGUAUCGAGCAUACUCAUGUUCAAGAUCUGUUAAAUCAUCGAUCAGUCAUAUCAACAACAUUGUAAUAACCUUUUAAAAUUUUUAUUACACAAGAAUAUCAGA
Raphanus sativus (radish) is the source of this 831-nucleotide messenger RNA. Its product is annotated as non-classical arabinogalactan protein 30. The record is from RefSeq and is a predicted model, not a curated record. The transcript has a single exon. Bases 49 to 597 code for a protein of 182 amino acids. NCBI's taxonomy places the organism in Eukaryota, Viridiplantae, Streptophyta, Magnoliopsida, Brassicales, Brassicaceae.